This is a messenger RNA of Arachis duranensis, 1425 nucleotides long. RefSeq lists its product as uncharacterized. The transcript is spliced from 5 exons. Bases 1 to 1425 code for a protein of 474 amino acids. Lineage: Eukaryota; Viridiplantae; Streptophyta; Magnoliopsida; Fabales; Fabaceae. The record is from RefSeq and is a predicted model, not a curated record. Gene Ontology annotation, molecular function: zinc ion binding.
AUGACUGCAGCAGAAAUUCCUAUUGUAGAAGACGGAGAAUUUCGCGUAGGUAUGGAGUUCAGUUCAAGAGAAGCUGUUAUUAAGGUGUAUGGGUCAGGAUGUGAUUGGCUUAUUAGGGUAAGCUUGAUCAGCAAGAAGUAUUGUUGGGUUAUAAGGAGGUAUAAUGGUAGUCACACAUGUACAAGAGCCACCAUUUCACAGGAUCAUUCGAAGCUGGAUUCUAUCACAAUUGCAGAAGUAAUAAAGCCACUGGUUGAGGCUGACCCAUCCUUAAAGGUGGAUGGGACUCACUUGUACGGAAAGUAUAAGGGUUGUCGGCUUGUGGCAGUUUCACAGGAUGGCAACAAUAAUAUAGUCCCGAUUGCCUUUGCUAUUGUUGAGGGAGAGACUUCUGAUGCAUGGCAUUUUUUCCUAAGUAACCUCCGUCAACAUGUUGUUACUCGGGAUGGUGUGGGUCUAAUAUCUGACAGGCACGAGUCCAUCAAUGCAGCUGUGGAACGUAGUAACGGAGCUUUUCAUAUGUUUUGCAUCAGGCAUAUAGAGUCGAAUUUUCUGAGAAAGUUCAAGGCACCGUACCUCCAAAAAUUGGUCGUUAACAUCGGAUAUUCGAGGACGGUGGGGGAGUACAAAGUGCGUUACCAGUGGUUACGGGACCGGGGCGAGGCGUACACAAACUGGUUAAAUCGAAUUCCUCGCGAACAGUACGCAUUAGCCUUUGAUGGCGAGUACCGAUGGGGUCACAUGACGACGAAUCUAGUGGAGUGCAUCAACUCAGUUUUGAAGGGUGCACGCAAUCUUUCCAUUACUGCUCUUGUGAAGGCAACAUUCUACAGGCUAAAUGAGUUGUUCACCUGUAAAAGAGCGGAGGCGGAAGCCCGGAUCAAUGCUGGCCAUGUGUUUUCUGAUAUAGUGACCUCGAAGUUGCAUGCAAACCAACUUGCAUCAGGAAACAUCCAGGUUAGUUGCUUUGACCGCCAGAAUCAGGUCUUUGAGGUUCGUGAGAUGCCAAGCGGACUAGAGUUUGCAGUCGAUCUAUGUAGCCUUCGAUGUGACUGUGGUGAGUUCCAGGUGGACCGGAUCCCCUGCAGACAUGUCUUCGCAUGUUGUGCCAACCAGCGACUGGAUUGGCGACUGUAUGUUCAUGAUGUGUAUAAGAUGGAACAAGUGCGGUGGGUGUACCGAGCAAGGAUUAGGCCACCAGGUAAUCUCACUACAUGGCUUGCUUACAACGGACCUCGGUUCAUACCGAAUCCAUACCUAAGACGGGUAACGAAAGGUCACCCCAGGAUGACGCGCUUUCCGAAUGAGAUGGACACACAGAUGUUACAUCGUCCUAGGCGAUGUACGCUAUGUGGUGCUGAGGGACAUAGUCAUAGCAGAUGCCGUCGGUCAGCUGGUUCAAAUACCAACAGAGAUGCCCCCUAA